Vigna angularis (adzuki bean) is the source of this 1746-nucleotide messenger RNA. RefSeq names its product cytokinin dehydrogenase 4. Gene Ontology annotation, biological process: cytokinin metabolic process. NCBI's taxonomy places the organism in Eukaryota, Viridiplantae, Streptophyta, Magnoliopsida, Fabales, Fabaceae. The transcript is spliced from 5 exons. Bases 63 to 1625 code for a protein of 520 amino acids. The record is from RefSeq and is a predicted model, not a curated record. Gene Ontology annotation, molecular function: FAD binding; cytokinin dehydrogenase activity.
CAUAGCCAAAUUCAAAACAACAGUGCAUUAACCAAAUUAUCAAGUCCCUCGUCUCUUCCAAAAUGGGAAGUUAUUUUAGAUUUUCAAAAGCUUUUGUUGUGCUAGGGGUAGCCUUCACAGUGCUGUCACAGGCACAAUCACAACCUUGGUCGUUACUCCAAGCACCAAAAGACCUAAUCCUGAAGCUUAUUCGUGAUCCUGUGACCCUUUCACUGGCCUCAACCGACUUUGGCCACAUAGUUCAUGACAACCCUUUUGCGAUUUUUUCGCCAUCGUCCAUCAGUGACAUCUCUCUGUUGAUAAAUUUCUCGAAUUCUCUUGCCAUCCCUUUCACCAUAGCUCCCAGAGGGCAAGCACAUUCGGUGAAUGGACAAGCCAUGGCAAAUGAUGGGGUUGUGGUAAACAUGACCGAGUUGAAUGGGUUCAGAAACGGUGCUGGGAUUGUAGUAGUGUCUGAUGGCAGAACAAAUGCUCCAUAUGCUGAUGUGGGUGGAGAACAAAUUUGGAUUGAUGUGUUGCAUGCAACACUUGAGCAUGGACUCACACCACUCUCUUGGACUGAUUAUUUGUUCUUAUCGGUUGGUGGAACUCUCUCCAAUGCUGGGAUUAGUGGCCAAUCCUUCAGGUUUGGUCCUCAGAUUUCCAAUGUUCAUGAAUUGGAUGUUGUUACAGGGAAAGGAGACCUAGUGACAUGUUCUUCGGAGAAAAAUUCAGAGUUGUUUUACGCCGUUCUAGGAGGAUUAGGUCAAUUUGGAAUUAUAACUAGGGCAAGAAUAGCUCUUGGACCCGCACCAACUAGGGUGAAGUGGCUCCGUUUGCUUUACAACGAUUUCUCUGCAUUUUCUGCAGACCAAGAACACUUGAUCUCGUUGAAUGGAAGAAACGACACCAUUGCUGCUGAUUAUGUAGAAGGUUUCCUUCUGCUAAAUCAGCCACCACUGGAUCUUUCUUCUUUUCCAGCACCCGAUCAACCUCGUAUAACUUCCCUGCUGACACAAUACGGCAUUAUCUAUAUCAUAGAGCUUGUGAAAUAUUACGACAACAGUACACAACAACAUGUUGACGAGGAUGUAAAAGUUUUGGUGGAGGGGUUGAAGUUUGUUCCCACGUUUAUGUUCGAAAAAGAUGCAUCAUACGAAGAGUUCCUGAACAGAGUUCAUACCGACGAGCUUUUCCUAACAUCACAAGGACUUUGGGAUGUUCCUCAUCCUUGGCUAAACCUCUUUGUUCCAGGAUCUCGAAUCUCAGAUUUCGAUGAAGGUGUGUUCAAGGGCAUUAUUCUGAAGCAAAAUAUCACAGCAGGAGUUGCGAUAAUCUACCCGAUGAAUCGAUCCAAGUGGAAUGAUAAGAUGUCAGCAGUUACACCUAAUGAAGAUGUUUUCUAUACUGUGUCACUUCUUCAUUCAACUGGGUUUGAUAAAGUGGAGGAAUUUCAAGCUCAAAACCAACGAAUAUUAAAGUUCUGUGAGGAUGCUGGUAUUAAGAUCAAGCAGUAUCUUCCCCAAAACAAAACAAGGAAUGAAUGGAUCAAACAGUUUGGCUCCAAAUGGAAAACAUUCCAAGUAAGAAAAAAUCAAUUUGAUCCCAACAGAAUAUUGUCACCUGGACAGAGGAUUUUCAAUUAAAUAUGAAAUAAUCAACGAUGCAAUUUACCAUACUAUAGUCUACCACUGUUGUACAGGUGUUACGGAAUCAAUUUAUACUAAUGCAGCAUUAAUAUAUAUUAAUAAGAAUAAAUGUUGUAUG